This is a messenger RNA of Phaedon cochleariae (mustard beetle), 987 nucleotides long. The record is from the annotation of a GenBank genome assembly. NCBI's taxonomy places the organism in Eukaryota, Metazoa, Arthropoda, Insecta, Coleoptera, Chrysomelidae.
AUGGACAAUAUAUCCCAACAGUCAGAUGAAAUGGAAGCCUUGACAUCAAUUUUUGGGGAUGAAUGGCAAAUGGAUCCUGGUACAAAAAUGUGCAGUAUUGAUAUUACUAAAGAAGUCAAACUGUUUAUAACCUUGAUACCAGAAUAUCCAUCUAGUUCUCUACCACAAUAUGAACUACUAGCUCCAAAUUUGAGUCUUCAGCAGAAAAAACAUAUUGAUGAAGAAUUUGAAAACCUGUAUAAGAAUGAAGGUGGGGGUCCCAUCAUUUAUCAAAUGAUAAUGAUAGUGGAGGAAAUUGCUAAAACUAAAAAUGUUACUGAAACCAGUUCUCCAGAAGAAUUACUACAAUGUGACAAGGAAUGCCAAAGAUUGGUAACCCCCAUUGAAAAAUCCCAUCUAAAUAUAAUUCAUGGUGCUAUUAUUGUAGAUAGAAAAAGUGUAUUUCAGGGCCAUGUAUGUACUGUAAAUAGCAAGGAUGAUGUAAGUUCCUUCAAGGAAUUACUUCUUGAAAACAGGAAAGUUGCUCAUGCAACCCACAAUAUUUCAGCUUAUAGGAUAAAUUUGCCAAACAACAUUGUCCUACAGGAUUGUGAUGAUGAUGGGGAAGCUAAGGCCUCUGCAAGACUCCUAGAAUUGCUGCAGACUUUGAAACUUAACAAUAUAAUAGUUGUUGUUUCUAGAUGGUAUGGUGGUGUUCAGCUUGGUCCAGACAGAUUCAGGCAUAUAAAUAAUGCAGCUCGCCAGGCUCUAGUAGAUGGUGGUUACAUACCAAGGUUCCCCCAGUUCUGCAUCUUGGAUCAGAUCCUCUGCAUCAUUAAAGGUCAUUAUUGGCCUACCAGAUGCAGGUAUGGGGCCCACUGUUUGGUCUGGCAGGAGAUUGUACAUCUUCAGACUUUGCCAGUGGCGAAAAAGGGAGAUUGGGGUUCUACCAGUAUAGAAAAUGUCAGGGUGCUGCGAAAGCAUCUCUGCAAAUGUUUCAACUGUUGG